CAAUUACGAAAGCAAAAUCAAAAGCUCUUAAACCCAACCAAAAGAACAAACAACUCCAAAUCCACAAUUCGAUUUCACCAAGAACUUAAAAUCACACAGAUCCAUUCCCGAAUUCAGAUUUGUCUAAAGGGUUUAUCUGAUUCGUUCUCUCUCUGUGAUCUGUAAGUAAAGUUCUUACCUUUAAAGAAUGUCUCAGAAACAUCUAGAGCCAUCACGAAGCUCAAUUGAGUCUUGCACUUCACAGCUCCUCUCAUGGCGACCAUUUCAACGCUCCAAAACCCUAGACUCACCUGACCAUCCACCGCAGACCAAUGGGUUUCACUCCACUACUAAACGCCCUUGCUUCUCCGAUCGAUCCACUUCUUUCUCCAUCGAAGCUAUGAGCCGUCUCUCACUCGCCGACGACGACAAUGGUGGGAAGACGUUAUCAGCUUCCAAUUACAGCAAUAGAGGAAGUUUCCGGUUAGUAGCGAGGAAGCGACGGCGGCGUAACUCGAGAUCGGUGUCUGGUCGGAGUAGUGAUCGGAGUGGGACUCGGAGAUGUUGCUCCAUUGGAGCUCAUGGGACUUGCUCGGAUUUGCCUUUCGCCGUCGGUACAGAUUCGAGUGGAGAGCUUUUUGGUGAAGCGAAUUGGGGUUCUGAUGUGAGUGAGGCGGCGAGGAAUUCACGGAGAGAGCGGCGAGAUUCCGGCGGUGAGAAGGAAGCUUCUGGAGGAUUCGGAUUCGCCAUUGGGAUUGAUCCGAUGGGGAAUGAGUCUGGGUAUGGGAGUGAACCUGGUUACAGAGGUGAUGCUGAGUUUGGUUAUGGUGAUGAGUUCGAUGAUGAAGAAGAAGAUGUUAAGCCAUUGUUUUGGGGAGCAGAUACAGAUUCAACAAUGGGGAUGGCUGGUGAUACGAAAUUCUCAGAUAAUAAACCUCAGUUCAGGUGCCGCCGCAGAAGACAACAUGACUACAAAACUGUUGACUCCAUGAGAUGAACUCAAGAAGCACAUUACUAUGCAAUCGAAGCCAAGUCGGACUUCCGACUAUUGGGGGAGCAGGUUUUAAUAUGAGAUGGACAUUACCAUUCAAUUCGAAACCAACCCUGACCUCUGGUUAAUAUGGAAGCUUUUCCGGUCUGGUUGAAAUACGAUCAGCUCAUCCGCGCUAAUGAUGAUUCGCAUACACAAGGCAAGAAGUCUUGUUGGAGAAACUUUGCAGGUUUUAUAUGCAUUUUGACUCCUGAAAAUAUAGAGCGCUCUCCUCAAGUAAAUUUUCUGGAGACAUGGAACAGGUUCACAUAGGUAGUGACUUAAUGUUACAACAAUCAAUGAAAAUACCAAAAUUGGUUUAUAGUC
Messenger RNA from Capsella rubella, 1336 nucleotides. RefSeq lists its product as uncharacterized. Lineage: Eukaryota; Viridiplantae; Streptophyta; Magnoliopsida; Brassicales; Brassicaceae. The record is from RefSeq and is a predicted model, not a curated record. Bases 188 to 976 code for a protein of 262 amino acids. The transcript is spliced from 2 exons.